This is a messenger RNA of Peronospora matthiolae, 1788 nucleotides long. The record is from the annotation of a GenBank genome assembly. Lineage: Eukaryota; Oomycota; Peronosporomycetes; Peronosporales; Peronosporaceae.
AUGGAAAGCUCCACUGCUGAUGGAAAGAAGAAGCGUCAGCAGCACGAAGAAAACACCUUUAUGGCCACCACGGAGAGCGGGACGCUGAAAGUGAAGAUCCGACGCCACGAUCAACCGUCUGCAGACGAUACAGCGAGUGUCGCGUCCAUGUCUUCGUUCCUGUUCUCCAAGUCUGCUGGGAAGAGGAAGCGGAAUAGUCGACGGGCUGCUGUACAGCCACAAUCGAUGGCCAGCUCGCCGCCUAAGCCAAGACCAAACCGAAAACAUGUGCCCAUUUUCUACGAGCCGCAGUUUCGCCAGCCUAUUCAGCGCAGGGACGGACAACAUAGCUCCAAGAACGAGAUCAUGGACCAUUCGACCCUGUCUACGAAUACACCAGACAUGCGCUCGAGCUCAGCAGCUGAGGCACCUGCUGCUCAUGAAGCGACUUUGGGUGCGUCGUCAUUACCUUUACAUAUUUCGGACGUGAGACUUCGGGCAGCUAGUACGAAUGAAGCGGGUUGUGACCCUCCGCUAAGAACGAGUUCGUUGUUCAUCCGUAAUGACACCGAUGGAUUGAGAAGACUUGGUGACUUCCAAGUAUCUUGUCCAGAUUCAAGUUCACUUUGCUCAACUCCAUCGUCAAGAAGACUGCGAACAGUUGAAAUGGCUUCAUCGACAAAAUCGCAGGAGGAUCCGAACGCCGGGCGAGCAUCUGUGCUACACCAUACAUCUCUGCCGUCUACCCAGUAUCCGCCGGCGCUACACGAAGCAACCGCGAGUACACAAGUGCAGCUCCCAACAACGUCUUCCGCCGACGAUUGUAUUGCCAUCGCCACAAUGUCGGAUUCUAGCACCAAUACGCUGCCAUGGUCAUCGGAAAGGACCGAUCGCAGGAUGAACGAAAGACUGGAGGACUCGCGGAUAGCCCUGCUUUUGGCUUCACAGAAUGGAAAUGGUCAUGCCCCCUAUGCGUUGUCGGCAAGGUUAACACCCAAUGAGCAUAGCGACAAGCAUCGUGAGAUGUGCGGUCCCAACAAUAGCACCUUGCGCUUCGGAUGCAGCAGUGCAACACACCGCACUGGAAACAUAUCGAUGGUGACAGAUUCAGGGCUGUUAUCGAGAUGUCCUCCGCCACUUUCUGUACCGGACUUGCUUUUGGAAGGCGGAGCUGAGUUCCCCGCGCUCCCUUUCAAGAUUGACAGUAACAAAGACACUUCGACUCGCGAUUGUACGGACGACUGCGCCAAAGAUACAUCGAUUCCCCUCGGGUCUCCACCGGAUGAUCCACCAGCUUUUCUGUCCCACAACUCACUCACGGGCGGCGGCAUUCCACUAUCAAACCUUUUAGCAACACGUUCGAGCCCGGAUAGACCAGAAUCGUUCUCGAGCUUAACCAAUGAGACGAACAAGACUAUCAGAGACCUGGACAGUGUACUGGCGCCGCAGUCAAAGACAGGUAUUGGUCCGGACAGGCUGGUCCCAAUCACAAUUGUGUGUAGCGAGUUUAGCGACCCUCGGGAAGGCAUGACUGUGGCGGUACCUCACAUUACGACGGCAGGCUCCAAUUCGAGUUCCUCUUCUUCCGAUGCUACCAACAAUACGGAGAGUAGCAGCUGCAACGCGACAAGUAGUUUAGGCUCACCACCUCGCGGCCCGCCAGCUUUUACGAUUGGAAACUCGCUAAUGGGGGGUGGCAUAGAACUGCAGCCUGCAGCCUCAAACGUCAACACACACAACUUCGAUUGGAAGCUACACAAAGCUGUAUCAAAUAUCGGUGACGCCAGCAGAUUAACCAGCCAUAGAUGA